AUGUCUUCAGAAGACUCAAAAUUUAAUGCCGAUUCUGGGUCGCGUCAUGGUUCUGGUUCCGGCUCAGACAUAAAACUUCCUCCAAUAUCUUUUCUAUCCGGGCAUGGAAGACAACAUAACAAAUUACCUUCAGCUUCAAAUAUGGGUAUAUCUUCGUAUUUGUCACAUCCUGGUAGUAACUACUCAAGUCAAUCGCCAGAUUCUAAUGAUGAACGUGCUAACAAAAGGGCCAAAUUGGAAGAUACUGAUGCGGAACUGCACUCUCAAGACAAUAAUCUUCAAAAGUCGGCAUUGCUAGGUCUUUAUAAUGCAGCUAAGCUGUCUCCAAAUGUGGCAUUUACUCCAACUAACGAAACGCAAGUCCAGGAUAGAGCUGCUGGUCAACAUUCUCAUGGGUCCCCCAAUUCAUUCAAUCAUUCACAUAAUAAUCAAGCACACAAUACUCAAUCCGCUAUUCCACAUACCCAUACAAAUCCCCAUCAUCACCACCAUCACCACCAUCAUCAUCAUAUACAUCGCAAUUCACCUGGUGAAUCGUCACCAAAUGGCAUUCCAAAUUUACAUGAUGGAAGUCAUGUCCACCUUGUAGCACGAGAUGAAAAUGAAACACCAGUAGCCGAACGAAGAGACGUAGCUCACAACACAGAAAGCCGUGUGGACCCGCCCCGUUCAGACGAAAUUAAGAGUGAGAAUAACAAUACAGAGAAGUUAGAUUUGAGCCCAGCAAACGAUGAGGCUGAAGAGGAAGUACCGAACAGCGAAAAGAAUCAACCAGAACAAGAUCAAGAUCAAACAAAUGAUUCCCAACUAGCUAAUGAUAUUACUGAGACCAGUGAGAAUGCUGUAGUUGAAACAUCGCCAAAUGGUUCACUAAGUCAAAAAUCACAACGAAUUACCAUUGAGAAGUCGCAAUUACUUGAAAUCUUGAAAGAGCUUUUCCCUACUCGUCAUAACUUAGGUACUCUAGUAUACAAUCCAACUACUACCUGGUCAACGUUACAAACAGCACAGUUGACAGGAUUAAAGCCUGAACAUCAUGAGCGCUUUCAACAGCUAAAGGAAGAUUAUGAGGAUAAACUCAAUGAAGAAUAUUUCAGAAAUAACUUCAAAUAUAUACCUAUGAUUCCACCGCUUGCCAACGAUUACAUCAAUUAUUUGCUUGAAAUUAAGAUUCCUUACAAGUUUAUUAAAUUAUUCAAGGAAGAUCUAGAUGACGACAAUAUUCCACUCAAGCGUCAAAUAUGGGGUGGUGCUAGUGCUGUAUACACUGACGAUUCUGAUAUAUUGUUAGUUCUCGCUCAUUUAGGUCUUUUUAACGGAAAGAUAGAUUUGACCGAAUGGAAUGAAAAAUGGACUUCCGAUGAUAUCAUAACUCCGCUUGAUGCUAAGAACGAUCCGAACGAGAUACACGGCGACUUGUCUGUGACAAUUUUGUUGUUACCUUCGUUACCGGAUUAUCAUGGUUAUUAUGCAAACGGUAUUAAUUCGAGGCUGUGGAUCCGUUACAAUAAGCAUAAUGGUUUGUCGUAUGCGGUCUAUAAUGUCAAGUGGGAAGGUUAUGGGAGCUAUUUGCGUGAUAAGACAUUAUUUAAAAGGUAUCAAACCGAAUUAUAUGAUGAUAUGGAGACAACUAAAGAGGAAUUAUCAUCUAAGAAUGGCUGGAGUUUCAAUUUUGCGUAUUACAAAAAGCUCAAGCAUAAAUUCGAAACAUUGGAUAAUCAGAAUCCUGAAAGGAGUCUUAAGGAUUCGACUAUCACCUACAAUAGUUAA
This is a messenger RNA of Debaryomyces hansenii CBS767, 1770 nucleotides long. It is a transcript of the gene RXT3, whose product is annotated as Rxt3p. Lineage: Eukaryota; Fungi; Ascomycota; Pichiomycetes; Serinales; Debaryomycetaceae. The record is from RefSeq and is a predicted model, not a curated record. The coding region runs from base 1 to 1770 and encodes 589 amino acids. The transcript has a single exon.